ACUGAGAAGUAGUCGAGGAUGAAGACUCUCAACAAGCUUAUGUUAGUCACUUGCGCCACUUUCUCUAUUAUACAUCUUGUUAUGUCUCAAAAUCAACAAGGUUUUAUCAGUUUGGAUUGUGGAUUACCUUCUAACGAGCCUCCUUAUAACGAACAAUUCACCAACUUAACAUACAUAUCUGAUGCCAAUUUCAUCCAAGGAGGAAAAACUGGUUAUAUCCAAAAUAACUCAGAGACAGUCUCUGUCUCAAAGCCAAACAGGGUUUUGAGAUACUUUCCUGAUGGAAUAAGAAACUGCUAUAGUCUAAGUGUCACACAGGACACCAAGUAUCUAAUCAGAACCGUGUUUGUAUACGGCAACUACGACGGUCUAAACAGUCCUCCACGAUUUGACCUUUAUCUUGGUCCUAAUAUUUGGACAUCCUUAGAUCUUAAAACUUCGGGUUUAAGUGAGACUGAAGAGAUCAUUCACAUCACAAGAUCUAACAGUUUAGAUAUAUGUGUUGUUAAGACAGGGACAAGUACACCACUGAUAUCAGUCAUAGAACUAAGACCCUUGCCGUAUCAUACUUAUACUACUCGAACUGGUUCCUUGAGGACUUUAGCGCACCUCUACUUCAGCUAUUCAGACAAAAUUAUAAGUUAUCCCAAGGAUGUAUAUGAUCGUAUUUGGGAACCAUAUUUCCUACUGGAGUGGACUCAAAUAACCACAACACUGAAUGUAACUGACUCUUCUAAUGGCUAUGCCCCACCACGAGAUGCAAUUACCACCGCCGCCAUACCGACUAAUGCCAGUGAGCCUUUAACUAUUAUCUGGAGUUUGGAAACCUCCGAUGAUGAAACGUAUGGUUACCUUUACUUCGCCGAGAUCCAACAACUGCGGGCCAAUGAAACUAGAGAAUUUAAAAUUGUGGCGAAUGGUAGAGUUGACUACGAUUCUUAUAGUCCUAUGAACUUUGAAGCAGACACUGUAUUCAACCACGUAUCGCUUAAAUGUGAAGGAGCUGUAUGUCGUUUACAGCUGCUCAGAACACCCAAGUCAACUCUUCCACCUCAAAUGAAUGCCAUGGAGAUUUUUAGCGCCAUAUAUUUUCCACAAUCAGAGACAAGUACAGAUGAUGUUAUUGCCAUCAAAAACAUCCAAUCUACUUAUAAUUUAAGUAGAACCAGCUGGCAGGGCGAUCCAUGCGUCCCAAAACAAUUCUCGUGGAUUGGUUUAAGCUGCAACGUUAUGGAUACCUCCACACCACCAAGAAUCAUAACACUAGAUCUGUCUGAAAGUGGAUUAACUGGAAUGAUAUCGCCUAGCAUACAAAAUCUAAGCCAGCUUCAAGAACUGGAUUUAUCGAAUAAUAAUUUGACUGGAGAAGUGCCCGAGUUUCUAGCCAAAAUGACAUCCUUAUUGGUCAUAAACUUAAGUGGAAACAAUCUUAGAGGUUCUGUUCCUCAAUCCCUUCACAAUAGAAAAAAGGAUGGAUUAAAGCUAUCUGUUGAUGCAAAUAUUAAGCAAUGUGGGUCAUGCAAACCAAGAUCCUGGGUGGUGGUGAUAGUUGUAUCUGUUUCUUGUGUGGCCAUUAUCAUAAUCGUCUUGGUUCUCAUCUUCUUUUUCAGAAAGAGAAAGAGAUCAAGUUGCAAAGUUACACGUCCAUCCCUCGAAAUGAAAAACAGAAGAUUUACUUAUUCAGAAGUCAAAGAAAUGACUAAUAACUUUCAAGUUGUUCUUGGUAAAGGAGGCUUUGGUGUUGUUUGUCAUGGUUAUCUAAAUAAUGAACACGUAGCAGUCAAAGUUCUAUCUCAGUCAUCAACUCAAGGCUAUAACGAAUUCAAAACUGAGGUCGACCUACUGCUAAGAGUUCACCACGUAAAUCUAGUAAGCCUCAUUGGAUACUGUGAUGAAGGAAAUGAUUUGGCUCUCAUAUACGAGUACAUGGGAAAUGGAAAUUUAAAAGAACAUCUCUCAGGAAAACGUACAGGCUCUGUUUUGAAUUGGUCGAAUAGACUUAAAAUAGCUACCGAGUCUGCAUUAGGAAUUGAAUAUUUGCAUAUUGGAUGUAAGCCGCCAAUGGUCCAUAGAGAUGUGAAAAGUACCAAUAUAUUGUUAGGCGAAACUUUUGAAGCAAAACUUGCGGACUUUGGACUUUCAAGAUCUUUUCUAGUGGGAAGUAACACUCAUGUAUCAACAAAUGUUGCUGGCACUAUUGGAUAUCUUGAUCCCGAAUACUACCAAAAGAAUUGGUUAACGGAGAAGAGUGAUGUUUAUAGCUUUGGGAUAGUGUUACUGGAGAUUAUCACUGGCCAACCUGUGAUUGAACAAUCACGUGAAAAGCCUUACAUAGUAGAAUGGGCCAAGUCUAUGCUCGCAAAUGGUGAUAUUGAUAGUAUUGUGGAUCCGAAUCUCCAUCGAGGAUAUGACAAAAGUUCAUCUUGGAAAGCUCUUGAAUUAGCAAUGUCAUGCAUCAACCCUUCUUCCACGGAGAGACCAAACAUGACAAGGGUUGCUCAUGAACUCAACGAGUGUUUGGAAAUAUAUGAGAACUUAAGCAAAAGGAGCCAAGAUGCAAAUUCAACCAAUUCCAUGGGACAUGGCACAAGUUUCAUCAGUGAUACUCCUUCAGCUCGUUAAUCUUUUUAUCUAUAUGUUUGAAAGAUACUCUAUACACAGGUUGUGUUUAAGUCUGUAAAGUACACUUAAAUAUCUUCCAGUGGAUCGGGGAGAAACAAUCGAGAACAUACUUGUAGUACAAGAUUGCUUGCCUUCGCAUAAAGUCUAAUAGCUUUCUCUUUGUUAUUGUUUUCAGAAAGUUGCAAUGAAUUUAGUAUUUUUCAUUCAUACAUGCGAAAGCUAUUAUAGACUUCCUUUAUAAAUUAUAAGAAAUGUCAAGAAGGUAUAUGUACUUACAUUGGAAACUUUAACAUGAGUACGUAGGUUACUUGGUGCAGGCUCAGGUGGAUGUCCAAAGAUGUCGUCACCACUUAUCGCUUCCAUCUUAGCACUUGAUAUCGGUUUCUUUGCUCUCUAAGUCUGCCUUGGUUAGCAAGUUUACGCUCAGCUUUCAUUGCUUUGAAACCUCUGUUAGUAAAUAUGCCACUACUAGUCAUGUCUUUCAACCAAUUUGAAUCUGGAGCAGGACCAAGCCCAAUGAAACAUUGAUCUUUGACUCCCAAAAUUUUUGGAGCUUUUUUUAUAUAACCAUAGCCCACAAAUUAUUAUGAAAAAUUAAUAAGAAUUCUUAAAAAAAUGUUUAUAAUCCUCAAAUUCACAGAUCCCCGACCAUGCUUUCAACUUCUAACCUGAGCAAAUCAUCAUGUAAGAAAUAACAGUAAAUAAAUGUCCUCUUAAAGACUUGAAGAUCUUGAAACCAAGUGACCAACUUAU
Molecule: messenger RNA, 3375 nt
Organism: Brassica rapa (field mustard)
Lineage: Eukaryota; Viridiplantae; Streptophyta; Magnoliopsida; Brassicales; Brassicaceae
Product: leucine-rich repeat receptor-like serine/threonine-protein kinase At2g14510
Biological process (GO): protein phosphorylation
Molecular function (GO): ATP binding; protein kinase activity; protein binding
Source: RefSeq, a predicted model, not a curated record